Molecule: messenger RNA, 933 nt
Organism: Fraxinus pennsylvanica
Lineage: Eukaryota; Viridiplantae; Streptophyta; Magnoliopsida; Lamiales; Oleaceae
Source: the annotation of a GenBank genome assembly
AUGAAUUUGAGGAAGGCAAGGAUUAUGAGGAAGAGGAAUGGUGUAGUAAUGGCAAAAAAUGAAAGGGAAAGGCCACUGCCGCAGUCAGGAGCUUCUUCUGAUAAGGCUAAACCAAAUGGUAAAGAAAUUCCAGACAAUUGGUUUCUUUCUAAAGGACUUGGAAAGAUCACAGCAGAAAAGGCAGAAAAAGAGCCAAUCCUCAUUGAAUCCCCUGAUGAAAACAAGGAGACCAGCAACCUCCAAACUCUGCUGCGACAAAAACUUGGUGUGGUUGUGGAAUCACAUUGGCACCAAUGCACAGCAGAAAAUUCAACUAAUUCAGACUACAGACCUCUAUCAAAGUCCUUGUCAGCUGUCAUUACAAAGUCCCACUGCUCUGAUGAUGAAAUUAUUGAGGUAGUACUCUUAUCACAGAAUGCAGAUUCCCACAAUACUGGUGCAAGGCUAGAGAGAUCAGUCCUCCGGGAGAAUAAAGUUGCUAAUUAUCAGAAUGAGAUUCUAACCUUGAUUCUUUUUGAGGAUACGGAUGCUACUCUCAGUAACAAUCCUGUCCUUCCUAAGAGUUUGGACAGGUUAGAGUUAAAUUUUGCUGUACCAUCACUGAAGGAGCUAUUUGGACUUGUCCGAGUGCUUUGGUGCCAAGGCCAAUCUCCUAGGGAAGAAGAGGAGAUUGUCAAAUCUUUGAUUUUGAUGGCAGAAAACCAUAGGGUGGUGGAAGUAUUAGUUCAGGAAGACAAGAUAAAUGACAAUAAAACAGAAAAUACAUAUGUGAAGGAUGGUGAAGCUGACACUAUCGAGGCAAAGAAGGAAGCUGUAUUGAGAUUGCACUCAACUCAGGAUGAUGGUGAAUGUGCACAAAUUGGGGAAUGCUUCAGUGAGAGGAUUUCUGUAGUCUCGAGGGAAAUAUUUGUUGGUAUUAAUGGUGAUACCUAA